Tilletiopsis washingtonensis is the source of this 2755-nucleotide messenger RNA. RefSeq lists its product as hypothetical. NCBI's taxonomy places the organism in Eukaryota, Fungi, Basidiomycota, Exobasidiomycetes, Entylomatales. The transcript is spliced from 2 exons. Bases 186 to 2354 code for a protein of 722 amino acids. The record is from RefSeq and is a predicted model, not a curated record.
CACAGCCAUCCGCGUCACCGUCACCCGCGUCCGCGGCUCAUCCUCCGUUCCUCCAUCACGCUCCCAUCCCACGUUGCCGCCGUCACCCCCGCACCACCCUGACCCGCGCACCGCCGCCGCGCGCACCACAUCCUCUGCGCCACCGCACCACCCACAGCCCGCACCACGCUCGCUGGCCCCCACGCAUGGCCUCGCACCCCGCGCCGCACGCCGCCAUGCCCGGCAGCGCGCCGCCGCCGCCGCUGCGCAGCGCAAAGCCGCGCUUCGAGAUUGAGCAGGCCGCCCAUGCCCUGCGCGCUCGCCUCACGCUGGCCCGCGCCCAGGCCACGCACGGCUGGUCGCCGCACGAGCCCGACACGGCGCUGCCCUCGUCGCAGCACUCGGCCACCUCCAGCUCGUCGGCCGACUCUGUCGACACCGUCCUCACCGCCGUCAGCUCGGGCGUCAUGGACGACGGCCUUGGCCUCGGCCUCAAGGUCAGCGACGCGGCGCUGCCGCGUGCGCUCCACUCGAGUGCGCCGUCGCCUGCGCGGCCCGCCCUCGUCGAGCCGGCGCAUCCGGGCCUCGGCCGGCUCAACAGCUCGUCGCCGUCGCCGUCGAAUGCUGCCUUCAGCACGCCGUCGCGCUCGUCGGGCCAGGAGCCGAACCUCUACGCUCUCGUCUUUGGCGAGUGCGGCCUGCCGACGCCGCCGGAGAGCGCCCGUCGCAGCAAGCAGGGCGGCGAGCGCCAGCAAGCAGACCCCACCACGCCGACACGCCCCGCGCGCGUCGCCUCGUCGAUGACGCUCUACACGCUGGCCUCGUCGCCGCAGCUCGGCUCCAGUGCUCGGCUCGGCGGAUCUGGCAGGCUCGGGCCGCACUGGGACCCGCACAACGACCCAGCACCGCCGCACGGCCGCACGCGCACGCCCAGCGUGCCGCACAGCCCGGCGCACGGCCGCCAGCGCACCAUCACCGGCGGCACGCUGGCCAACGGCCACGCUGCCACUCCGCUUGCGCACGGUCUAGGCCUCGCUCGCGGCGCGCCUGGCGCUCGGCCCGUGGUGCCUCCGUCGCUGGUGGCACAUGCGAGGUCUGCGUCGAGCACGCCUCAGAUGCGUCGCGCCUCGCUGGUGGAUACUGCCGAGCAGCGCGAGACGGACCGCCAGGCUGCCAGGCUCCUGGCUGCUGCGCACUCGCACAAGUCGCCUGCGCUACACACGCCGCCCCGUGCCGCAAACGGCGGUGGUGCGACGACCCGUGCCAACGGCACCUUUGCCGAUCCCAACAGCAUCACCCCACGCCGCGCACGCAACUCCAAUGCCGGCCUGCCAGACUCUGCGACCCAGAUGCGCGCGCGUGUCGCGACGACGGAGGACUUCGUCUCGCGCCUCACCUACGACGAGAGUGAAGCGGCGCAGGUCUUGUCCUCUCUGCACUCGUCGCCCAGUCCGCAGCUGGCCAGCCACUCGCGCUUCGCCGGUGCCACGCCGAGCCUCUCGAGCGGCGACUCGCGGCGCGGCAGUCUGGCGGCGCCCCGCCCCAGCACUGCACGCACGCUGUUCGAGGACGAGCUCGGCAAGGCGCCGGCCAGCGGCCUUGCGAUGCACGGUCUUGGUCUGGCGCCUCCUGCUGACGUCGACGAGAAGCACGGCUCGCCGCUGCGCCGCGGCACCCUCUUCCCGCCGAGUCUGGAGGGCGAGGCGGCCAAGCUGCGUCUAGUGGACGGCCGCUCGCCGCCCAUCACGCCGCCGCGCUCCAAUCUGCUGCCUUCGCGUGCGCGUCUGGGCAGUUCGGCGAGCUCGCGCGAUGCGCCUUCGCUGGAUCGCACACUCUCGAGCGACUCUGGCGCCUCCUCUGCGCCCUCGUCGCCCUCGCUGGCCGUGCGUCGGACGCGGGAGCCGACGACACCUCCGCGGCAGAUUGCCUCUUCGCCGCCGACGACGCCUCGUGCGCCAGGUCCAAAGGCAGUCGGCUCGUCCAACGCGGCGGAGAAUGCGUGGCUGCGUGCCUUUACCAACGUCUCGCCCUCGCCGCAGCCAAAGAUGGGCGAGUUCAGUCCGUACCAGCCCCACACGCCGGCGUUCGGCGAGCAGGCGCACAAGCGCGCCGUCGACAGCGACGACGACGAGGACAGCGCCGACGCCUGGCCCGGCCAGCUGCGGCCCGUCGCCACGCCCGAGCAGCUGCGCACGCCGACGCGCCGCUCCAGCGCCCGCUUUGCCGGCCUGCCGCCGACGCCCGACCUGCGCGAGCUCACCGCCAGCCCCAUGACGCCGCACGGCCGUCUUUCGCGGCCGGCGCCGCACCACGACGACGGCGAGGUGCCUGCGCGCAAGCGCCAGCGCACCUUCAGCCGCAACAAGGCGCUCUGAACAUGCCUCUGCCCAUCGUUCUCUUCCUUCCGCCUCCAUACCCGACGCUUCCUCCUUACCCUCCUGGUCCUCAAGCCGCGCCUGCAAGUGCAGGUCGACCGGCUCUCGUCACCGCUGCUCCUUCUCGACCCUCUUUCGCCCGUCUCUGGGCCUAACGAGAUUUCCUGCGCCUCCUCGACUCCCAGCCUCUCCUGCCUCUGGUGGCGCCUCCUCGCAGCCGUGCUGUGCGGGCCCACCCAGCCGUGCCUCUCUCGCCUCCCUCUAUAUAUCCAUCACCUCGUCACCUCGGCUCCGCUUCUGCCUCGCCUCCUGCUGUGUCUAUCCUGCUCUGUCUCCUGCUGUGCACGCGCGGCGUCCCUCGAUGCCGCCGCUGAGCGCCUAUGUAUUGAUGUUUAUUGUCC